Brienomyrus brachyistius is the source of this 1537-nucleotide messenger RNA. Its product is annotated as macrophage-capping protein-like. Bases 159 to 1196 code for a protein of 345 amino acids. The transcript is spliced from 9 exons. Gene Ontology annotation, molecular function: phosphatidylinositol-4,5-bisphosphate binding; actin filament binding. Gene Ontology annotation, biological process: actin filament severing; barbed-end actin filament capping; actin polymerization or depolymerization. Gene Ontology annotation, cellular component: cytoplasm; actin cytoskeleton. Lineage: Eukaryota; Metazoa; Chordata; Actinopteri; Osteoglossiformes; Mormyridae. The record is from RefSeq and is a predicted model, not a curated record.
CUCAGCGUGCCUGGGGGGCCGGCCCAUGACUGCGAAACAUUUCCACAGGAAGUCAGUUGCCUUCAAAAGUAAGACGACAAAAAAAUCUCCUGCAACAGUAUCAGCAGCAGGCAGAUUCUGGCAGACCGAGUCCAGCCAGAGCCCCACGACCGACCAGGAUGCUCCCCUUCAAGGCGAUGCCGGGCCAGUUUGGCCCAGAGGUGCGGGAGAAGGGCCUGAGGGCCUGGCGGGUGGAAAAGAUGAAGCCCGUCCCACUGCCGGCCUCGGAGCUGGGCGCCUUUUACAACGGGGACUCCUACCUGGUGCUCAGUAACCGCGGCGAUGAUGGCAUCGACAUCCACAUGUGGAUCGGAGAGAAGUCCACUCGCGAUGAGCAGGGUGCCUGUGCUCUUUUGGUGACCCAGCUGGACACCUUCUUGGGGGGGAACCCCAUCCAGCACCGGCAGGUCCAGGGCUACGAAUCCCAGGAGUUCAUGCACCUCUUCCCCAAAGGCGUGAGCUACAAGGAGGGCGGUGUGGAGACAGCAUUCCGUAAGGCCACACCCAGUGCCGGCCCCGUCCAACGGCUCUACCAGAUCAAGGGGAAGAAGAACAUCCGUGCCAAGGAGGUGAAGAUGAGCUGGGAGAGUUUUAACAGAGGUGACUGCUUCAUCCUGGAUCUAGGCGAGACCAUCAUAGUAUGGAUCGGCUCCCAAGCCAAUUUGUUUGAGAAGCAGAAGGUCCGGGAGAUCGCUACGCUGAUCCGGGACAUCGAUAGGCACGGCAAGGCUCACAUCACCGACGCCAAUGAGGGAGAGGAACCACCUGAGAUGCUGAAGGUGCUGGGCCCAAUGCCACAGCUGAAAGAGAGCACGGCGGAGGAAGACACCCAAGCAGAUGCCUCGAAUGUCGCCUCCCUCUAUAAGGUCUCCGAUGCCACGGGGUCGAUGAAGAUGACCCAGGUGUCCGCAAAAAGCCCCUUUGAAAAGAACCUGCUGGUGCGUGACGACUGCUUCAUUCUGGACAACGGGGCUAAUGGCAAGAUCUUCGUCUGGAAGGGGAGUGGAGCCAAUGAGGCAGAGAAGAAAGAAGCUUUGAAAAUGGCUGACAACUUCAUUGAGCAGAUGAAGUACCCCCGAAUGAGGACCCAGGUUGAGAUUCUUCCUCAAGGCAAAGAGACCAUCAUCUUCAAGCAGUUUUUCAAGACGUGGAAUUAAACGCUGGUCCUGGUUAUUCUGACAGCCUGUACCAUGGGCCAAAGCAAAACAAACCAAAGCAAAACAAACCAAAGCAAACCAAGGCAAAACAAACCAAAGCAAAACAAACCGGAGAAAAACAAACCAAGGCAAAGCAAAGCAAAUACAAAUCACUGAAACGUCACCUCUGGAUCCAGUUAAAUUUGUCACCUGGAAGCCACAGCAAUACUGGAAGUUGUUUUAUAGGGCCCUCUUUUGUUUGUGAAAUUGAGACAUUUCACACUCCGCACCUUCAGCUGUGACUUGAUCUCAGUGUGUAUUUGUGUGCAACAACAAACAUUAAACAAAUAUAAUGGCAUCAA